AUGAAGGAGCUGCUAUUGGAGUUUGAAGACGUCACGCCAAAGCGACUCCCGCCUAGGCGUAUUGUGGACCAUGAGAUUGAGUUUGUGCUAGGUGCAAAGCCACCCGCCUGGGUGCUUUACAGAAUGUCACAAACCAAACUCACUGAGUUUCGAAGACAGUUGACGAUUGACAUCCUUGGACAUAUCAUCGAGGAAGGAUGGAUCAAGAUGGACCAACAGAAGAUUCCGGCUAUCAUAGAUUGGCCGCUACCUAAGGAUAUCCAUGCCUUGAGAGCGUUCCUUGGCAUAUGCAACUUCUAUCGGCGAUUUGUAAAAACUUACUCCCUCAUAACAGUGCCAUUAACAGAACUUUUCAAGAAGGUCACACCCUGGGAUUGGGGACCAAGGCGAGCCGAGGCCUUCAACGCAUUGAAAGCGGCUAUGUCUAGUAGCCUCGUCUUGGCCCUCCCUGAUUUGGCCAAGCCAUUCGAGGUAGAAACAGAUGCAUCCGACUAUGCUCUUGGUGGAGUCUUGCUACAAGAAGGGCAUCCUGUAGCGUACGAAAUCUAG
This is a messenger RNA of Nicotiana attenuata, 549 nucleotides long. RefSeq lists its product as uncharacterized. The coding region runs from base 1 to 549 and encodes 182 amino acids. The transcript is spliced from 2 exons. Lineage: Eukaryota; Viridiplantae; Streptophyta; Magnoliopsida; Solanales; Solanaceae. The record is from RefSeq and is a predicted model, not a curated record.